AUCAAAGUUUAGGACCAUCAAUGAUUAAGUGAUUCCAAAUGUAAAUUAAUCCUAAUUAACAUGGUAGAUUUGCCGUACUCGAUCGAGGUACCGGCAGUUGGGGGGAUGGAGCGGCGGCCGUGGCCGUCGUGGGGGCCGCAGGCGCUGCUCUGCUUUUGGUUGGCGAGAUGCGCGUGCGGGAUUGGGGUCAACUGGGGGACGCAGGCGAGCCACCCGCUGCCGCCCAGCACGGCGGUGGAGAUGCUGCGGGCCAGCGGCAUCGACAAGGUGAAGCUGUUCGACGCGGAGGCCGCUCCGCUGAGCGCCCUCGCCAACUCCGGUAUCCAGGUCAUGGUCGGCAUCCCUAACGGCAUGCUCGCCGGCCUCGCCGCCGAGGAGAAGGCGGCCCGCCGAUGGGUGGCCAAGAACGUCUCCGACUACGUCGACGACGGAGUCGACGUCAGAUACGUCGCCGUGGGGAACGAGCCAUUCUUGGCGGCGCACAAUGAAAGCUACCUCUCCACCACCUUACCGGCGCUCCAAAACAUCCAAGCAGCCCUCUCUGCGGCAGGGUUGAGCGACCGGGUGAAAGCCACCAUCCCCCUCAACGCCGACGUCUACCGCUCGUCGACAAACAAGCCCUCCGACGGCGAUUUCCGCGCCGACAUCCACGAUCUCAUGCUCUCCAUCGCGGGUUUCCUCAGUCUCAACGGCUCGCCCUUCACCGUCAACAUCUACCCCUUCAUCAGCCUCUACGACGAUCCUAAUUUCCCAAUAGAUUACGCAUUCUUCGACGGCUCCUCCUCCUCCAUAGCCGACGGCUCGUUGACUUACUCCAACGUAUUCGACGCGAACCACGACACGCUUGUGGCCGCGCUGCGCAGGAACGGCUUCGGCAAUCUUUCCAUAAUUGUGGGCGAGAUCGGCUGGCCCACGGACGGCGACAUGAACGCGAAUCCACAGCUGGCGCAGCGUUUCAACCAGGGCUUCGUGGACCACAUUGCGAGCGGCAACGGCACGCCGCUGCGGCCCGGGAAUGUGGACGCGUACCUGUUCAGUCUAGUCGACGAGGACCGGAAGAGCAUCGACGCGGGGCAUUUCGAGACGCACUGGGGCAUCUUCGCGUACGACGGCAUCCCCAAGUACGAGCUCCGACGACUCCGCGCGCCGACGAAUAAUAGCUCGAACGGGUCUUCGCUGGUCGGAGCGAAGAACGUCGAGUACUUGGACCGGAGGUGGUGCGUGCUGAAGCCUUGGGUCAGCCUCGACGACACGCGCAUCGGGCCGAGCGUGGGCUACGCUUGCGGGCGAGCGGACUGCACCAGCCUCGGGUACAAGACUUCCUGCGCCGAUCUGGAUGUGCGAGGGAACAUUUCGUACGCGUUCAACAGCUACUACCAGGAGAACGACCAAGACGGGCGAGCGUGCGUCUUCUCCGGCUUGGCGGUCGUCACCGAGGAGGACCCGUCGAAUUCCACUUGUAGGUUCGAGAUCAUGAUCGACCUCGGCGCGAUGAGCUCGAUGAACACGGUCGGAGUCAAUGUAUUCAUGUUGUACGUGAUUCUUCCAUUAUUGACAAUGACACUAGGAUGAAAGUUGUUGAAUUACCUUCUGCCAUGCAAGAUUCCCCACAAAUAAAUAAUUGAGGGUUUCACGUUAUUUUCCAUUUACUUUUUCCUACCUUUUUGCCGAUCGAUAGGGUUAGUGGCAGUCGUUAAAAGAAGAUCAUGUCCGU
This is a messenger RNA of Zingiber officinale, 1714 nucleotides long. RefSeq names its product glucan endo-1,3-beta-glucosidase 6-like. The coding region runs from base 61 to 1572 and encodes 503 amino acids. The transcript is spliced from 2 exons. NCBI's taxonomy places the organism in Eukaryota, Viridiplantae, Streptophyta, Magnoliopsida, Zingiberales, Zingiberaceae. Gene Ontology annotation, cellular component: plasma membrane. The record is from RefSeq and is a predicted model, not a curated record. Gene Ontology annotation, molecular function: hydrolase activity, hydrolyzing O-glycosyl compounds. Gene Ontology annotation, biological process: carbohydrate metabolic process.